GAUCGCACAGUGCGGCGUGCCAAGCCACUUCCGGAGAGGAGAGGAGGACUCCCACCACACUGACAGCCGGCAAGUCUCGGCAUUGUGGCGAGAGGCAGUGAGCACAAGUAUUAUCAGACCAGAGACCGGCAGUAGCAGCCUCUCGUAGACGGAAGCUCAGCGUAACAAAAAGGCGGUCGUCCUCGUCUCGCCCCUCCAUACCUUCAAGUCCCGACCUGGAAGAAUCACACCCCCUCAACCACGACCAGUCCACUACCUACAAUAAUGCACCCACCAGGCCUCACCACCCUCCUCCUCGGCUUCCUCGCAACAGCCGCAACACCCGCACUCGCGGCACUCACACCAUGUCAGAAAUCACUCACCCAGCAACUCACUAACGAGUUUGAAAAUAGUCGGAGAUUCUUUUCCUUUGACUAUUGUGAGGAUAUUGGGGAUGGCAGGGGUUAUACCGCAGGGAUGGUUGGGUUCACCACAGCCACGCACGACGCCUUCGCGGUAGUCUCCGCCUACAAACUCUCCCCCAACUACACCCUCGAAUUCGAUUCCACUUACGACACGCUCCUCGCCCUCAACCAAACCGGGUCCUCAUCCACAUCGGGGUUGGCCGACUUCUGUCCCGCCUGGCGCACCGCCGCCGCCACGAAUCCCUCCUUCCGCGCCUUACAGGUCAAGCUUGCCGAUGAGAUGUAUUUUAACCCCGCGGAAGCGUUGAGUGAUACGUUGGGGUUAACUCUGCCGCUGGCGAGGGCGCAGUUGUAUGAUGCGGCGGUGCAGAUGGGGAUUGGGAAUGAUACGGAUUCGGUGCCGGCAAUGGCUGCGCGGAUCCCGUCGGUUGCGCAGGCUGGGUCUGAGGACACCUGGUUGAGCAACUUCCUAACCGAACGCGCCCGCACCCUCUGCAACCCCGCCGAAACCGCCUUCCGCAAGUCCUGGUGCCCCACCCUGUACCGCACUAAUUCCUACACGCACCUCCUCACCACUUCCCAAUCCAAUUUCACCGAAACAUUUACCCCGCUCGACAACGAUGGUCACGGGAUAACACUCAAUUGCGAUCUGGCGAUUUGGGAUACGUUUGUCCCGUUGCCUGUGACGGCACCCGGUGGGGGUGGGUUGAGUACGGCGGCGAAGAUUGGGAUUGCGGUGGCGGUUAUUGUGGUCGUGUUGGGGCCGGUGGCGGUGUUUUUGGUGUAUACGAAACGGAGGUUCGGGGCUUGGGGGAGGUGGCCGGCUUGGAAGAAGUGAAGCUUGGGGCUCGCUACGGAGCAGGGUGGACCCUACGCUUUGUGUCUGAGGUUGUGGUCUAUCCGCAGAAGACACACGCAGAAGACACAUUCCGCUCUUCUUUCAUAUUCAUUGGACACCCCUCCAACAUACGGCGUAGGCUUUUCUUCGUCAGAAGUUUUUGAACUAUCCCAUCCCAUAAUCUGCCUCAACAUUCAUUCAUCCGU
Fimicolochytrium jonesii is the source of this 1448-nucleotide messenger RNA. Its product is annotated as lysozyme-like domain-containing protein. The coding region runs from base 265 to 1242 and encodes 325 amino acids. NCBI's taxonomy places the organism in Eukaryota, Fungi, Chytridiomycota, Chytridiomycetes, Spizellomycetales, Powellomycetaceae. Gene Ontology annotation, molecular function: chitosanase activity. Gene Ontology annotation, biological process: carbohydrate metabolic process. Gene Ontology annotation, cellular component: extracellular region. The record is from RefSeq and is a predicted model, not a curated record. The transcript has 3 exons.